UAGCUUUUAUUAAUUAUGCGUUACUUGUUGUUAGAAACCGCGCUGCAUUUUAUGAAGCUGACUACUCCGAAAGUAAUCUUCUGUACUGAGAAACCCGUGAACGUUAUCUUGAGUACAAUAAAAAAGAUUAAUUGCAAUCCAACUAUUGUGGUUUUCGGCAAUCAUCCCGAUGCGAUCUCAUUUUCCGACAUUUUAAACAUGUACAGCGAUGCGGAAGUGGCAAAUUUUCGAUAUGUCGAUGUCGAUGACAUCAAGCAAACGGCGUGCAUCAUGCACUCGUCAGGCACCACGGGAAUGCCAAUGCCGAAGGGCGUGGAAAUAUCCAAUUAUAGUCUAUUGUGCGGCAACGACAAAAAAGACUUCGAUAUAAAUAAUGAAGUGUCAAUGUGGUUUUCAUCACUUUACUGGAUUAGCGGGAUAAAGUUGAAUCUAAAAUCGAUCGUGCAAGGCACCAAAGUGAUUGUAUAUCCGGAAUUUGAUGAGGAGAUGACGUGUCAAUUGAUUGAGAAAUAUAAAGUAAAAGUGAUUUUUUUAAGCUCGAGUAUGAUUAAUCGGUUUCUCAGAGCGGAUUGUGUAAAGAAGUAUUCAUUAUUAUCUUUGAAAGUCAUAAUUUGUAGCGGUGCAAUAAUCAAGCCAAAAACACAAAAAGAAAUGAGACGUAUUUUACCGCAUGUUCAAAUAUUACAAAUUUACGGAAUGACAGAAAUCGCUGGAGUUGGGACAAUGCAGCUUUUGCAUCACAAAGAUGGGUCUUGCGGAACGGUAGUUGAAAAUGUGCAAAUGAAGACCGUAGACCCAGAAAACGGGAAAGUCCUUGGACCGAAUAAACCAGGAGAAUUAUGGAUAAAGACGGCUUACAUGAUGAAUGGCUACUACAGGAACCCUGAAGCGACAAAGAAUACUAUUGACGAGGAAGGAUGGUUGCAUUCGGAUGACAUCGGUUAUUUUGAUGAAGACGGGGAACUUUUCGUUAUCGAUAGGAUAAAAGAGCUUAUAAAGUACAGAGGAUAUCACAUCUCACCUGGGGAAAUUGAAGGUGUCUUAUCGUCACAUCCAGCUGUAUUAGAAGUUGCAGUAAUAGGAGUGCUUCAUGCAACAGAUAAUGAACAUCCUCUUGCUUAUGUUACUAAAAGACCCGGUGCAAAGGUGACGGAGCAAGAAUUAAUAGACUUGGUGACAAAUAAUAUGAUGGAUCAAUAUAGACUUCGUGCUGGAGUUAUAUUUUUGGACGCUUUACCCUAUACAGAUACAGGCAAAAUUGCGAGAAAAGAAUUGAGAGAAAUGGCUAAGAAACUAGCCGUCGAGUAA
Messenger RNA from Formica exsecta, 1308 nucleotides. RefSeq names its product 4-coumarate--CoA ligase 1-like. NCBI's taxonomy places the organism in Eukaryota, Metazoa, Arthropoda, Insecta, Hymenoptera, Formicidae. The transcript is spliced from 5 exons. Gene Ontology annotation, molecular function: long-chain fatty acid-CoA ligase activity. Bases 16 to 1308 code for a protein of 430 amino acids. Gene Ontology annotation, biological process: long-chain fatty acid metabolic process; fatty-acyl-CoA biosynthetic process. The record is from RefSeq and is a predicted model, not a curated record.